Molecule: messenger RNA, 2491 nt
Organism: Lytechinus pictus (painted urchin)
Lineage: Eukaryota; Metazoa; Echinodermata; Echinoidea; Temnopleuroida; Toxopneustidae
Exons: 5
Coding region: 229-1767 (512 amino acids)
Biological process (GO): transmembrane transport
Cellular component (GO): membrane
Molecular function (GO): monocarboxylic acid transmembrane transporter activity
Source: RefSeq, a predicted model, not a curated record
AGUACAAAUGACCUUCCUCUGAUCAUGUGUACAAUCUUUUGAUCAUGCGCAAAAAGGAACUACGAACUGGCUGGAGGGCUUUUCAUUUUUGGUCACAUGUUUCAGAAAUAGCUUGAACGAGAGUAUCUAGGUGUGAAUCGAAUCUACUCUCUGCUGCAUUCAAAGUGUAAUACGCAGCUCGCUCAAAGUUGUUGGUGUACGUCUACGCGGUUGCAUAAAAAAUCAGGAAUGGAGCAAUCCCUUCGUUACAAUACCCAUAUCACUAACUGGAAGUGGGGUUACGCUAUCUUACUCGCCAAGUUCGUGCUGAAUAUAUGGUGUGGAAUCCCCAAAUCCUUCGGUGUUCUCCUUCCUGAGAUGGUUGAUAGAUUCAGCGCGAAUUACGCCACUUUAGGACUCAUCUGUAGUAUUCCCAAUACAAUCACGCUAUUUUUAGGUCCCUUUACUUCCUUGUUGAUAGAGAGGGUCAAUCAUCGUGUUGCUGCUAUGUCAGGAGCGGUAAUAAUAGCAGUGUGUCUAAUAUCAUGUGGCUUCACUUACAGCAUCACUGUUUUCGGUAUCCUCCUUGGACUUACAGGUGUAAGAUCCUUUGUAUAUUUACCAAUUACGAUCCAGUUGAACGAAUAUUUCAAGGAGAACUUUGUUUUGGCCAAUACCCUAGCAUCAUUCGGUGUAACAACGGGGAUAAUGUUCUUACCUAUCAUUACUGAACGAUCGCUGGAAGCUUACGGUUAUCAGGGAGUGUUUCUGAUACUUGGGGGAAUCAUGCUUCAUUUGGUUGCAGCGGCAGCCACCAUUCGGAAACCGAUAUACAAUACUAGAGACCAUAUUACUGAGCAGGCUUCUUCUGAUAAAGAUACAUCUAAGGUUUGCUGUCAUGAACUUUGUGCCGGUGAGGAAUGCAGCCUAAAGAUUGAAGGAAGUAAACAAGAUAAAAGGACGACAGGUGAAUCAAGAAAGAAUGGAACUGAGGUUGAUGAACGUGAAGGAUUAAUAUCAUAUGACGAUGAAGAUAUUCACCGAAAUGAGCAGCAACAUAGUGGAAGCGCUCCUGACAUGCCUGAAGAGCAGCGUGGCACGUUGACAACUGAUGAUCAUCAGGACCAUGGCGGUGGUUUUCAGAAUACAUACUGCUCGCUAUUAAUAUCACGCUGUAAACUCUUCGUGACCAAUGAAUCCCUUUUCUUGUUAUGCAUCCCGUCGUAUUUCUUUUAUGUUUAUGCUUUCGACGCUUGGGUAUUGUUCCUGGUGCCUCACGCAGAAGACCUCGGAAUCAGUUCAUCCAAGGCCGUUUUUCUGUCUUCAGUUGGUGGUGUCGGCGGGUUAAUUGGCAAAUUGAUUGCAAUGGUUUUACUAGUUACGAAAAUCGACAUGAUCAAAAUUUAUAUCAUAGUCGGUUUUACAACCAGUUUGACAUUUUUCUUGGAUUUUAUCGGUAAAUUGUUCCUCGUUCGUUCCGUCUUGGCCUUUAUUCAGGGAGUCUGCUUUUUCAUACAGGACACGUCCGGUGCAACUUAUCUGAAAUUCGUUUUGAGAGAUGAAAGCAACUUCGGUUUCGCCCUUGGGCUGAUACUGCUUACCCAUGGUUUUGGCAGUAUCUUUUCCGGAUUUAUCACAGGCACCUUACUGGACUUAACACAGUCUUACACCAAAGUCUUCAUGAUAACUGGAAUCAGUAGUGCAUGUUUCACCGUCAACGUAACAGUAAUAUUUCUACUCUUAAAAAGGAGAUCGGAUACAGAGCCAGCUUUUAAAAAAUCUGCGUAAUUCUUCCAAGGAUAAAUGCACCUGGGGCUGUUCCUCUGCUUACAGAAGUUCCCCUUUAAUCUGACUCAAUUAAUUUCCUACAUCUACAUCUUCCAGGAAAGAUUAUCUCAUUUCCUCAGGACAGAAUUGAGCACAUGAUCUUUUCGAGUGUUGUCUGCCAGUAGCCUAUUAUUCCUACUAUUUAAGUCAAGUUUCAUUUUAUUUCUCCUCAAGAGAUCAAGAUAAAAUACAUAAAAAAAUAGACAAUGUAAAUACAAUGAACAUCAAAUUUAAAGAAAGUGAAGAAGGUAAUUACCAAAAAGGAAGAAACCUUGUGUGAGGCCAACCCAUAACAAAAAAUGUACUUAAAGUUAAAGAAAUAUAAAAAACAUCAUAUAAUCACAAAUUCAAUGAGAAAAAAAAAAAAAAAAAAAACAUAACAAACAAACAAACACCUAACUAAACCUUAACCGAAUGAGAAUGGGGGGGGGGGAGAACCAAAAAUAAAUCUAAGACUUAGACAAUAAAAAUGUUUUGUAUUUCCUUUUAAAAACAAAUACCGAAGGGCUUGAUUGAAUGUCAGAAGGAAUUGAGUUCCAAAUAACUGGUCCUUGAUAAAAUAUGCUGUUUUUUAAGAUGGAAGUACUGCACUGUGGAAUAUGGAUAUUUUGGGCAUUUCUUGUUGAAUAAGUGUGUACAGAUGUGUUUAAUAAAAAAUAAUUCUUAAGUGAAUUUGGCAAGAGAU